AUGCCUAGAGUGAAAAUUGAUUAUGUUGUUAGUUUUAGCAAUGAAGACCCUGGAAACCCAGCGAGUAAUCUUCUAGCACCAGAUAUAACCAAAAGGAAAUGGCUCUGCCGAAAGGGAGAAGCGACAUGCUCAGUUGUUCUUCAACUGACCAAAGCUGUUCAGAUCCAGUCAGUACAGAUUGGAGCUCACCAUACGGCAUUAGUUGAAGUGUUGGUUGGACUUUCGGAGAAACCUAACGAUCCAUUUGAGGUCCUAGUCCCAAGCUGUGUGUUCGUCUCGGCCAGCGAGUCCCGCCGAGGGUCAGGCGUGGAUCGCGUCAGGACCUUCUCCGGCGAACAGCUGAGCGCCACGCGACUACGCCCCUGGGACAGACUGCGGGUGGUGUGUUCACAGCCAUACAACAAGCACUGCCAGCAUGGCCUUUCCUUCAUCCACGUGUUCUCCCCGGAGGAAGUCGCAAAGGCUGCCGGGGGCAGAGGCCCUGUCUUUCCACUGCCUCUGGAGACCACCUCCGACGACGAAGACACUUUCCGCCCCGGAGAGCUGUUCGCGCGCCAUCGCCCUCCCACCUCGGCCGCCGCCCUCGCCACCGAUGCCAAAAUAAGACAAGCGUCGUCCAACGUGCUCAAAAACAUCUCCGACCCGUCGACCAGUUUGAGCAAAGUCCCGAUCGGUCAAACGACCUCAGAGCGAGAUUGCAGAGACACUAGUCUUUCUCACAAAAAUCACGGUCAAAAGAGUCUGAAGAGGAAGAGAGAGUCGUGCGAUAAAAGAGAAGAGAGGGAGAGCAAAAAGAAUGCUCCAAAUGAAGAAUCAGUCGAUAGGAAGCUUUCUUCCGAACGCACCGUGGCUCAGAGUGCCACAACGGACGACGCGUUCUGCGCCGGCGGCAUCCUGCGGGGCGUGGUGUUCACUCUCAGCGGCUACCAGAAUCCCCGGAGGGGGCUCCUGCGGGACGCCGCUCUGAGCCUGGGAGCGCGGUAUCAGCCCGACUACUCGCCGCGCUGCACGCACCUCGUAUGCGCGUUCCCCAACACGCCGAAGCUUCGAGCGGUGCGAGCGAGCGGCGAGGCGUGCGUGGCCGUGCGCGGAGAGUGGCUCGAGGACUGCGCCCGCUCUCGCCGUCGGAUGCCUUGGAGGCCUUACGCGACGGAGCCCCGGCCGCCGGACGUCCCGGACCCCGCCGAGGCGGAAGAGAGCUCGGGGUCUGACACGGAAGACGAGAUCGAGCGCGUGCUCCGAGCGAACGGCGACUCCGACGUAGGUGACGGUGACGUCACCCGCCUCGACUCCCCGCCGCGCGGACGAAGCUCGCGGCUCUCGCCCGACAAGCUGCUGAGCGACUGCUUGGAAGGAUGGACGUGCGGCGUCUGUGACGGCCUUCCCGAGUCGCGCCGGGCCCUGCUGGAGCGGUACCUGCGGGCGUCGGGAGCGCACGUGGCGCCGGAGGGGCGGGCGUCGCACGUGCUUUGCCAGGGCGGACACGAGCGGGAGCGGCACGGGUCGGCCGACCCCCUGCGGCCCGCCUGGCUCUGGGCCGCGCUUCGGCUGCGGGCGGCCCCCGACCCCCUUCGGUACUCCCUCUGUCGCGAUCCAUCGUCCGAGUGA
This is a messenger RNA of Pieris macdunnoughi, 1608 nucleotides long. NCBI's taxonomy places the organism in Eukaryota, Metazoa, Arthropoda, Insecta, Lepidoptera, Pieridae. The record is from the annotation of a GenBank genome assembly.